AUGGAGUUAUUCACCAAUGGCAACACCGUUAAGUUACGGAGCCAUCUAGAUAAGUAUUUAGUCGCAGAGAACGACCAAAAACACAUCCGCCAAAGCCGUAAAGGAGGAUACACACGGCUAUCCGUUUGGACGGUGGAGACCGUCGUCGGUAAACCGAACCUGAUCAGAUUAAAAAGCUGCCACGGCACGUACUUAACCGCGAGCAGUAAACCGUUACUGUUAGGUAUGACCGGUGAGAAAGUGACACAAACUGAGUCGUCUAACAACCCGAUGGAUAUGCAAACGCAUUGGGAACCGGAGGCAGAUGGGGUUUCCGUGAAGCUGAAAUCUUGGUGCGGAAAAUGGAUGAAAGCUAACGGUGGAUCGCCGCCGUGGAGAAACACCGUUACUCACGACGAGCCUCAAACGUCUAGAACCAAGAACUGGUUGCGUUGGGAUGUUAUUGCCGUUGAUGAUCUUGGAAACAUGACUGAUGGAUAUGAGAGUUCUGUUUCUUCUCCGGUUUCUCCAAGUCUCACCAGUUUGGGUUUUUGGUCCGCGCCCGGAUCGCCCGUUAAUGCGGCCAAGUCAAAGAAGGGUUUAGGUCGGUUCGCUUCUUUUGGUUUACGUUCAAUGCCUCCGAGGUGGACUCCAACAAAACUUAAGACGUUGAGCUUCAAGGAAAAGGAAACGGUAUCAGCGAUGGAGAUUUUUCAAAACGCAAAAGCUAUUCGAAUACGUAGCAGCCACAACAGGUUUCUAGCUGCCAAGGACGACGAAGUAACGGUGAAACAAAAGAAAAAGGGAUCAACAAAAAACACUCAAUGGACCAUCGAACCGGUUCGCGGUUCCAAUAACGUUAUCCGUCUCAAAAGCUGUUACGGAAAAUACUUAACCGCUAUAAACGAGCGGUUCUUGAUAGGAGCUAAGGGUAAGAAAGUGAUUCAGUUAAUGCCGAUUCAACUAGAUUCAUCUGUUGAGUGGGAGCCCGUGAGAGAAGGGUCUAAAAUAUUACUCAAGACGAGAAAUGGUAGAUACCUCCGAGCUAACACUGGACCUCCUCCGCUGAGAAAAUCCGUCACACACAAUAAACGUCAUUCGGCUACUCAGGAGUCGAUCUCGUGGGAGGUUGAUGUCGUUGAGAUCUUGAGGAACCCUCUAUUCAUGGAGGAGAUGGAGGUUACUCCGUCACCAAAGAAAUCACGGACUCCACCGCCACAUAGGAAGCCGUCUAAAUCUCCAUUGUCAGUUUCACAUACCAUGACUCCGUCUUUUGUCUCAGACAUAUCAGAUUCAUAUUAUGCUGAAUCUCCAUUGAAACCGGAUGGACGAACAAUCUAUUAUCGUAUUGCUAAUAAAAGACACGUGGAAGAAAAAUCAACCGGUGGACAUGUUUUCUCGUUUAAAGGAACAACUGUUGCAGAGCUGACUCAAAUACUACGAGAAGAAACGUGUUUGGAAGAUGUUGUGGUGUGCACUCGCAGUCCCUUAAAUGGCAAAUUGCUUCCCCUUCGUUUGCAACUUCCUCCUAACAACGAACCACUGCAUGUCGUUCUAGUACCCUCCCGUGGUAGACACUAG
Eruca vesicaria subsp. sativa (arugula) is the source of this 1560-nucleotide messenger RNA. The record is from the annotation of a GenBank genome assembly. Lineage: Eukaryota; Viridiplantae; Streptophyta; Magnoliopsida; Brassicales; Brassicaceae.